Pangasianodon hypophthalmus (striped catfish) is the source of this 1692-nucleotide messenger RNA. RefSeq names its product alpha and gamma adaptin binding protein (gene aagab). NCBI's taxonomy places the organism in Eukaryota, Metazoa, Chordata, Actinopteri, Siluriformes, Pangasiidae. The transcript has 10 exons. Bases 127 to 1083 code for a protein of 318 amino acids. The record is from RefSeq and is a predicted model, not a curated record.
ACGUCAUGACGUCGUAGCGCGUCAGUGCGGAAGUUCAGGGUUGAGGUUGGAGUUGAGAGGUUCCGACUCUGAGAGAGCGAUAUUGAACACUAAUAGUAGCUCAUUAGCUGUCAGCACGACUGAAACAUGUCAGGAGACAAAGACGAGGGAGAGACUGCACUACCUUGUGUUCUAAUAACAAGCUGUGAGCCUGGGUUUAAGGAAGAGGAGCUUGUCAGGCAGAUCUUGGGUGCAUCAUCAUUACCAGAACCCACUAAAAAGGAAGAUGUAGUGGUUUGGUAUCCAUGGACAAUCAACAACAAAUACUACACUGCGAAUGUCAGCCUUUGUGUUGUGCCAAGUCCGUUCAACAUGAAUUCAGAGGUUGCCCAAUCCACGCAGGCUUUCAUUGUCUACUUUGACAGUAAAAGUAAAGAUGGCCUUACUGCUGUCACUCCAUGGGUUGCCCUGGUGGAGGAACUGGCUCCUGAGGUGCUCAUCUUGGUGUGUGACCAUGUUUGUGAAAAUGGUGUAACCAGACAGGAAGCUCAGCAGUGGUGCCUGGCUCAUGCAUUUGAACUGGUGGAGCUCAACCCUGAGGAGCUGCCUGAUGAAGAUGAUGACUUUCCAGAGUCGACAGGAGUGAAGAGGAUCAUUCAGGCUCUCAAUGCUAAUGUGUGGUCCAGUGUUGAGAUGAAGGAUGAACACAAUCAGGGAUUUGGUCUGAUGAGCAGUUUGGUUGCAUCUCGGCACAACAACCCACGAUCUAUAGGAGAAACACAGUGCCAGUCUAGCAGUGCAGAAGAGAACACAGAUGGACAGAAGACAGGAAGCUGUCAGAACAGUACAGAGGAGGUGGACCCAAUAGUAGACCCGAUGACUGACAUGGACAUUCAGGAGCUGGCCAACCUCACAGCUGGAGAUGCAGAUGUGGACAACUUUGAGCGUCUCUUUACUAAACUGAAAGAGAUGAAAGACAAAGCUUCUUCAUUGCCACACGAGCAAAGGAAGGUGCACGCCGAAAAGGUAGCCAAAGCAUUUUGGAUGGCAAUCGGCGGGGACCAGGACGAGAUUGAUGGUUUGUCUUCAGGGGAGGAGAGCUAAAGCAGUAUUCCAUUCCCCAGCACCAGUUUGUUGCCCAUAAUCCUCCAGCACUGCCGUGUGAUUUGCAGCCUGAGUCUUGGGCACCGGGUUGUGGCAUCAAGAAAUAUGUGUGGGCAAGAUGGGGAAAGAGAGGCCGAGAGGUUCCUCAUGCUACUCUGGUUAUUCCUCUCUCCAACACCAGCACCUCAGUACCCGAGUGCACAGCCAAUAUGGGCUGCUGGCUUUUAAACACUAUAAUCUAAGUUGGAUGGGAGAGGGUGCGGCAGCCAAGAGAUUACCCAAAACUACUCUGGAGUGGGUCUAAACCAAGAUCUGUAAAUCCAUCCACGUAUUGCAUUGUUGCCCUUGAAGUGUGUUUGUAUGUGUGUGUACAAGCUAUCUUUUGUUAUGAGAGCAGAAGGUGUUUACUAUUUUUUGUCCAGAAUAUAGAAGGUCAUAAUUAUGGAAAAAACACUGUGGUUGGUUGUGGCCAUUCAAAUAAUUUGUCAAAAUAACCUUGCAUUUUUAUAGUCACAAUCUGACCAAGAUGCACUAUUAAUAAUUAACAUUUCUGACAUAUUCAUUUCAUUCAUCUAUUCAUUAAAUUGUCUUUGUCUCCAUAACAAAUAU